Rhopalosiphum padi (bird cherry-oat aphid) is the source of this 1212-nucleotide messenger RNA. RefSeq lists its product as uncharacterized. The record is from RefSeq and is a predicted model, not a curated record. The transcript has 2 exons. Bases 36 to 1097 code for a protein of 353 amino acids. NCBI's taxonomy places the organism in Eukaryota, Metazoa, Arthropoda, Insecta, Hemiptera, Aphididae.
CAGAAAAAUCAGGAAAAUUUCUAAACUUCUGUCGAAUGUCGUCCGAAGAUUUUGAAAUUAUUCUUACAAAAAUUGGACCGAAAAUAAGAAAACAAGAUACUAACAUGAGGAAGGCAAUAACAAUUCAAGAGCGUUUAGCAGUCACUCUUCGAUUUCUGGCUACAGGUGAUAGCUUUGUAAGCUUGGAAUAUCUAUUUAAGAUAUCACAUCAAUCAAUAAGCCUUAUCGUACCGGAAGUUUGCCUAGCUAUUAUUGAUGCGCUGAAAGAUGAAAUAAAACUACCUAAAUCACAGGAGGAAUGGAAAACAAUAGCAAAUGGGUUUCAACGUCAUUGGGAUUUCCCACAUUGCGUUGGAGCAGUUGAUGGAAAGCAUGUACUAUUGCAAGCUCCAUUUAAUAGUGAAUCUAUGUUCUUCAACUACAAGAAGUCAUUCAGCAUUAUACUCAUGGCAUUUGUUAACUCGGAAUAUUGUUUUACAUUUGUUGAUGUUGGCGCGCAAGGAAGAAUGAACGAUUCAGGUGUGUAUGCUAACACGAGUAUUUAUCGUAAAAUAAUUCGUAACGAACUUCUGCUUCCACCACCCGAGCCCUUAUUACAACGACACAAGGAGAUGCCAUAUGUUUUUAUAGGUGACGAUGCGUUUCCUAUGAGUAGUACUCUUCUGAAACCUUACAGAGGAAAUCAUCCUAAAGGAAGUUUAGAACGGAUUUUCAAUUACCGUUUGUGUCGCGCACGUAGAGUUGUGGAAAAUGUGUUUGGUAUUUUAGCAUCAGUUUUCCGAGUAUUCAGAUCACCUAUGUUACUACAACCUGAUAAAGCUACUUUAAUAUGUAUGACAUGCUGUUUACUUCAUAAUUUUCUACGAAGAAGCGCAACAUCAAGAAAAAACUAUACCCCACCUGGUACUUUCGAUUAUGAAGAGGAUGGUGAAUUGAUUCCCGGAACAUGGCGCAAUGAUCUACAAGGGAUGGCAUCUUUCAAUUCACUGAUUAACAAACCUAGAAAACCCUCCGAGGAAGCAAAGGAUAUUCGGCGAGAGUUUGGAGAAUACUGUAUGACAAGUGGAGCAGUAGAAUGGCAAAAUUAUAUUGAUUAGUGGUUUAUAAUUAUUUUUGUUUGGUUAACUUUGUAUUUAAAUAAUAGAUUAUAAAUUAAAAUAUAAAUAAAUAAAUAAAAUUACCUCCGAAUUCAGAGAAGAUAUCUUCGUAUUU